This is a messenger RNA of Suillus fuscotomentosus, 513 nucleotides long. RefSeq lists its product as uncharacterized. NCBI's taxonomy places the organism in Eukaryota, Fungi, Basidiomycota, Agaricomycetes, Boletales, Suillaceae. The transcript is spliced from 2 exons. The record is from RefSeq and is a predicted model, not a curated record. The coding region runs from base 1 to 513 and encodes 170 amino acids.
AUGCUUAUGCUUCUGAAUCCUGGACCUAGUCCCUUGUUUGCGCAACUUGUUACACCAAACAUCCCUGCCAGUUCCUCUGAGAAGGAAAAUUUGGGCGAUAUCAAGGAGCUUCUUCCUGAUGGGUAUGUCUUGCAGGUCCAUCACUAUCAUGAAGCUGAAUCUCACCAUCACCACCAUGAAGCUGGAUUACACCACCAUAACCAUCAUGACAUGAAGCGCAAGAAAGCUGGAUCUUUCCUCAGGCGUGUCCACUGCACCAUCAUGGUCCUUGGCCUAUGGGAGGGUCUUCAUGCUGAUGUGUUCGUUCUUGUUGUGGAAUCAUUAACCAGAUGGAGUGCGAGAUGUGUCAGUAUCUGGAGCAAGGACAUGGUCAAGAAGGAUUUCAUAGGUCGAGGACCUUACCCAACUUAUAUCCUUCCCUCCUCGUCCAGGACAACCCCUCCACCUACCACAAAUCCCUUCCUGCCUCCUCCAGCCGCUUUGGCACCUAAUAUUGCUACUUACUGUUGGUGA